Porites lobata is the source of this 12237-nucleotide messenger RNA. The record is from the annotation of a GenBank genome assembly. Lineage: Eukaryota; Metazoa; Cnidaria; Anthozoa; Scleractinia; Poritidae.
AUGGCGGACGAUCUAUCGAAAAUUUCUGGAAGAAAGAUUUCUGUUCUUUAUGGAUCCCAGACUGGAACUGCUCAAGAAGUAGCCGAAAGAAUCGGGCGCGAGGCAAAGAGAAGACAUCUUUCAGCUUCAGUUUUGGCAUUAGAUGAUUACGAUGUGGUAAGUUGGAUCAAUAACCUGCAAGUAUCUAAACACAGUUGCGGUUAAAUGUUUAGUUCACGGUUCUGGUUUAAUAAUUCAACAAACGACUAGACCCAUGGGGAACAAUUAAGUUGCUUCCAGAGAGACUCAUAAUUUCCAGUAGCUAACAGUGAGAUUCGAGGGAGACAAAAUUGACUGAUUUUUUCGAGGGACCAGUCAUUUAAAAUGAUCUUGAAUUCUACAAUCUUGGACAAAAUAAAAUGGAACAGCAAACCCUCAUCCCCGACCCAAGUCGAGAAUGAAGCCGCGCGAAGGGCAAAAACGAGCCAUUUUCCCAUCCCUGAUUUGGGGGGGAGGGGGGGGGGGUCUAGGUUUUCCAUUUAUUUUGUCCAAGAUUGUAGCCUGCCUUCUGCCACAAGCCAUAUGAAAUACCAUUUUGAGCUUAACAGUAUUGCUGGUUUGCACGUGACGUCACGGCGGCCAUGUUGGUGGUCAAGAACAAAAGCAUUUCUCUCCUCUGGGAACUAAACUCUAUUUUCAUGUAAAUUCUUCGAGGAAAUAUUCUUUUGUUUUGACCCCCAACAUGGCCACCUUGUCACGUGGUUGCAAACCAAGAAUAUGUCGGUGUUCGUUUCAUAGAUGUUUCAUCCUAGCAAAGACAUAAGUAGAUUUGGAAUACACACAUCUUUGUUAUAGCCUUCCUGCUUUAGAUAUUUUGCAGCCGACUCGCAAGAAACACUUUUGGUGGGAAAUUGUUUUAUUGCUAGAUGUUUUGUGACCUUGGAGAAACCAGUGAGACUGCCUAAUGAAUUUGUUUUUUAAAUUUGUUUUCUCUUUUUUUCAGACAAGAUUAAUUGAUGAGGAACUUGUUGUAUUUGUCUGUGCUACGACUGGCCAGGGAGAUGAGCCAGAUAAUAUGAAGGUUAUAGUGAGGUUAUUUAUACCUUUUUCUUAUUGGGAAAACUUUUCUAGAUUCCUGUACUGGCCACCAUAGAUCUAAUUAGUUUUGCAUACAUUUUCUGACUCAAACAUGAGCUGUGCUUGCUAUUUAACUUCAUGAAAUAAUAAAUAGGCUUGUCAUUCCAUUUUCUACCAAAAAACCAAAGAAGCAGGGAAUUGGAAUUUGACAGUGACCAAGUUGGUUUGUCAGUGAACUGUACAUACUUUGCCUUAAAAUGAUAGCAGGUAUGGUUCACAGCUAGAGGUAAGGCUUUCUUUUGAGAGGAGAAGUAUGAAGUUAUUUGCAUGCUGUUAAAUUUUUUUCUCUUUUCAAGUUGUUUUGAAGCUAAUGCGCUGGCCAAUUAGAAACUUCAACAUCCCCCCUCUGCACCCCCCACCCCGAGGCAUUUGUACUUUUUAAAACAGACCUCCUCAAAUAACCAUUACAUAAGUGCAAUGUAGUGGUCCAAUACCCCUCCCAAAGAAGGAAUGUUUUGAGAUUGUGUGAAUGGUCUGAGCUUCACAUGAUAUUGAUUGGCAAUUGAACUACAACAAUUAAAUAAUUGACUUUGUUACACAUCCAUUUAUUUUUUGAAGUCCUUGCCAUUUGUUUAAAACAGUUGUUUCUUUACCUUAAAACUCCUCCAUCUCACUGUGAGAAAGAUCGCAACUAUCAAAUCAUGUUAUCUGACCUGGGUCAUCUAAGGAAGUUAAACUUGACAUUUUUGGUUCAAAUUCCGUUCUCCAUUCAAGUAAUGAUAAAAUUCUCCACUCUCCUGGCACAAGUAAUGGCCAAAUGCUCAGGGUUUACCCCAGGUGUUGAUGUUUUAGUUUCUAGUUGAUCAGCAUAUUAUUAUAACGGGUCUCCUUUGGCCAUGUUUUUAUUUUUAUUUCACCUUACUCUAAGAUUCCAAACAAAACCAUUGUUUUACAGAAAUUCUGGAGAUUUAUGCUUAGAAGAAACCUCCCAUCAAAUUCUUUGUCUGGUGUUUCUUUUGCUGUGCUUGGUCUUGGAGACUCUUCUUAUCCAAAGUAAGUGAAACCAGGGCUGUCUCUGAGAGGUGUUGGCCGGGAAUUUCCCCCGGCUACCAUGAACUUGACCCCUGGCUACUUUCAAAGGAAAAUAGAAGAAAAAUAGAACCAAACGAAAUCCCUAGCUGUUUGAUUCCCUGCCUACCUGUUGUAUUUAGUACCCGGUAAAUUGGAAUCUAAAUGACAACCCUGCAAGCAAUAAAGAGUAAAAUUAUUAUUAUUUAAUUCAUUUGAAAAAAAUGACUAAUGGCAUUUGAUUGUUAAUUACACCACAUUGUACCUAUUAUUUGUCGGUUCUUUAACACAGUUUUGUUUGUGCAGGUUUAAUUUUAUUGCCAAGAAGCUGUACAAGCGUUUGGUUCAAUUGGGUGGUACUGCUCUACAGUCUCUUGGACUUGCAGAUGAUCAACAUGAGUUGGGGUAUGUCUAAGGCAAGCAAGCUAUGUAAUAUUCCAAUGGAUUGUCUUGUACAUGUAACUUCAACAUCAUUGAGACGAACUGACCUUAAUACUUUAUUUUUUUAACAUGUACCAUCCACUACCUCUUUGCCUUUCUUGACUUUGACAUAUUUGCAGUGUCCAUAGUUAUGCUCAUCACCAUUCAUGCUAUUGUAUGGUUCUCUCUCCUGCUGUCAGCUCAGAGCAUAACAUUUUAUUUGUAGGCCAGAUGCAGUUGUUGAUCCUUGGUUGAAGCAAUUGUGGGAAAAGGUUCUAAAAAUGUAUCCACUGCCACCUGGAAAGGAGAUUAUCAGUGCAAGUCAGAGGUCAGCAAGUUGCCUUAACGAACUACAUGUAGUAGCUAAUUAUAUCAUUAAUGACAUCGAGUUGAGGUGUUAUGAUUAGGUAGAUUCUAAAUGCAAUGCAGACAUCCCCAGGGUUUGUAAGUCAUUGGUACUGUGAGGUGGACAUGCCAAGCUCAACAUAUUUUUGUGAGAGGAUUUAUCUGACCACUGAAAAUCUGUGCCAAAGAUAAAUGUUCUCAACUCUUUGGUUGCCAAAAGAAGAUUUACAAAAUUAGGAUGUUGACAAUAGGGAUUUGUUUGUGAUCUGGAUUCCAAGGCUGGGUUCUAAGGAAAAUUGAAGGGAGCCCAGUGCUCUGAAACUGUAAAAUCUAGGGUGCCCAGCAUAUGAUUUGUAUGAAAAAUCUGAGAUUUUCUUGUUGCCCGAGGGCAAAUGUUAGGCGCCAGGGGCCACCGGGCUCUGCUAGAGCACAGCUCUGGAUUCACUUCCUUUCCCCCUUUGGUUUCUUUGUUAUUCCUGUGCAUAAGCAAGCAUCCAAUUUAAUUAGAGUUCUUGUCGACCUAAAAAAAGUUUAAAAUCUGUAUCCAUGGAAACUGUGUGCAUGUGAUAUAGUCUAGUAUAUAUUUAUGCAGGCCUCAGUCAAGAUACAGAGUGAAGUUUGUAGAUGGUGGUCUCCAAGCAGCAAAUCACUCAAUCUCAAUUGAAGUUGACUCUGUGGAAAAACAAGGUUAGUUGAUUUGCAUUUUUAUGUGUCAUGAAAGGAAGUGGGUCUGCAAUACAAAAAAAGAUUAAAAAAUUCAGUUAGACCUGUGCAAUUCAUUGCUGUAACACAAGAUACACUUUCACCUGGAAGUGUCCUUUGUCCAUAUUAAUCAGUGUCAUUUUAGCAGGCUGAUUUAAGGGCCUUUCAUUAUUGAAAUUGGGGAAACGUUUAGUUUUUAAACAGCUGUUCUUAUUAAGCAGGUGUUUGUAAAACAGGGUUUCACUGUACAUUUCUCAAUUUUUAUUUUUAUACUAUGACAGUUAAACCCAAUCCCAGUCCAUGUAGAAGACAUCCAUUCUGUUCAAGACUUAUAUCCAACAAUCGUGUGACUGCAGUGGAUCACUGGCAAGAUGUGAGACUGGUGCAGUUUGAUAUAAAGGGCUCUGGAAUGAGGUACAGUACACUUUGCACCCCCAAUAAAAUUGUUGACACAAGCCGUUUUAGUAUCCCUGAGAGAAAGGACAAUUAAUGAGAGGUCCUCAAUCGCUAUUCAGACACAAGAAGGAUAACGCUCGCAUACAUUGCAAAGCUUUCUGGAUGAGCAGUACUGUAAUGAAUGCAAUACUGUGGGUAAAUAAAGCUCGACCGAUUGAUUGGUAAAUCAAUGUGAAUUGUGCAAAAUACCCUAGUUUAGCAAUGCAAGAAGAAAGUUAUAUCUAAAUGCAGGGUUUUGUGUUCUAGUCAUUCCGCAGGAGAUGUUCUGAUGGUGCAGCCUAGUAAUCUAGCCGAUGUUGUAGAGGAAUUUAUCACCUUUUUCGCACUAGAUCCAAACCGGACAUUCCUUCUUGAGCAGAAUGAUCCAGGUAUUUUUUUUGCAAACAAAGUUACUACUCUCAUUGAUGUUAAUGUCGUUGUCUUUGUCUAUUCUUUGAAUGUCAUAAUCACCGUGGUGAUCGUCGUCUGUGACUGAGUCUUCUUCGUCAUUGUCAUUAUUAAGCCUAUCACCAUAUCAUUGUUAUUAUCACCACCACCACCACCACCAUCCACAUCAUCAUCAUCACCAUCAUCAUCAUCAUCAUCAUCAUCAUCAUCAUCAUCACCAUCACCAUCACCUCACCAUCACCACCACCACAACCACCACCACCACCAUCACCAUCACCAUCAUCAUCAUCAUCAUCAUCAUCAUCAUCAUCAUCAUCAUCAUCAUCACCAUCAUCAUCACCAUCACCAUCACCAUCACCAUCACCAUCACCAUCACCAUCACCAUCACCAUCAUCAUCAUCAUCACCAUCACCAUCACCAUCACCAUCACCAUCACCAUCACCAUCACCAUCACCAUCAUCAUCAUCAUCAUCAUCAUCAUCAUCACCAUCACCAUCACCAUCACCAUCACCAUCAUCACCAUCAUCACCAUCAUCAUCAUCAUCAUCAUCAUCAUCAUCAUCAUCAUCAUCAUCAUCAUCAUCAUCAUCAUCACCAUCACCACCACCAUCAUCAUCAUCAUCAUCAUCAUCAUCAUCAUCAUCACCAUCAUCAUCAUCAUCAUCAUCAUCAUCAUCAUCAUCAUCAUCAUCAUCAUCAUCAUCAUCACCACCACCACCACCACCAUCAUCAUCAUCAUCAUCAUCAUCAUCAUUAUCAUCAUCAUCAUUAUCAUCAUCAUCAUGAUCUCAUCAUCAUGGAAGGCGUUAGCACGAUUUACAUACCAAUUUUGCGAAAAAGACAUUGAUCUUUCUUGUAGUUCUCAGUCCACAAUAAUUGUUCUCAGAUACCCAGUGUUCCCACAUUCAUGCAUAUUGUGAAAGAGUCCCGGCUCAUUUGUACUAGAAUUGUUUCACUGCGUUUUAACCCUCAAAAAUGAUGAUUACUCGAAAACAGCGACCUCUACGGCCUGCUAAGAUAGUAAGAGUCAUUUGAAACUUUACGGCAGAAUGGUAGUGCCAAGAGUUUACCCUGUUUGCUAAAAGUGACUGUGACUGUUUUUCAAUAGAUAUCCCUCUGCCAUAUCAGCUUCCUCAACCGUGUACCAUCAGGCAUCUCGUGGAGCAUUAUUUAGACAUACAAGGCGUUCCAAGGAGAUACUUCUUUGAACUGCUUUCACAUUUUACCACCUCAGAACUUGAAAAGGAAAAGCUUCAAGAGUUUUGCUCAGCUGAGGGGCAGGUAUUAGGAUUGUUUUAAGUGAUCGUGCAGUAAAAAUUCAAGAAUUGUUCUGUUUAUUUUUAUAACGGAAAUUUUUGCUUUUAUUUCCAGGAGGAGCUUUAUUCAUAUUGUUAUAGGCAGAAAAGGACUACGUUAGAGGUAGGCUGGUUUUAUACACUGCCUUAUUAAUAAUCCCUUUUUGCCCUUACUUAUCCGGCUUUUCCUUCACCAUUUUGCAUUGCUAAAACGAAGUGAGGCGGUUGUUUGCGUGUUGGUAGCCUGCGAGCGGGGUCACUUGUGCAAGUUCAGGGAACAUUUUAGGCGGCAGAGCCACCAUCACGCGAGGAGAAUGGGCCGCUGGAUGUCGGCUCCGCCGCCAAAAUAAUUUUCCACGAAUUCGCACAAGUGAGACUGUUCGCAGGCUAGCGUGUUGGUGGAUAUACUUGAAGGCUUGUUGUUCCACUUCUAUCUCACUCCACAAGAAAAUUUUCGUAACGUAUCUUUUGUUUGGCGGUGUAUUAUGAGUACUAGUAUGAUAAUGCUCGUAGUAUGUUGUUGUUUCUCGUUGUCUCUCUCCGGCCAGGUGUAUCAAUGCUUAGGAGAAUUCAUCUGCGAUGGGUUAGCAUCCUGUCCAGGGGGGUGUAACGAUACUCCGAAUUGCAUCCUUACCCGUGUACCCUGUGACUCUUGUGUUUCGUUACCUUAAUCAACAGCAAGCAUUAUAAAUUUUUUCAUACGUUAAAUUGAUACUUUUAGCAGAACACCCUAUAGUGCGAGGAUUCAGGUGAGGUGUGGACGUUCUAUAAAGUACUACAGUAAAAGGGUGUGGAUUUUUACAGCUGGUGAGUUCUGAGCGAAAGGAACGCGACUAGAGUGGAUCAAGCCCCCCCGGUCUGUCCCUUAAAGCUAAGCGUACACUUCCUUUUAAUACGAAAUAACUGUAGACCCAGAAGGAUUAUUCAUACAGAUCUGUCAUAAAAAAUUCCCGUUACAAUUUUUCUUCAAUAGGUCCUUCAAGAUUUUCCAGGUGCAAGCGGAAACAUCCCAUUCGAGUACCUUUUUGAUCUCAUUCCACCAAUCCAGCCACGAGCAUUCUCGAUUGCCUCCUCGCUAAUGGUAAGUGUAACACAGGCACACACCCAUUAAAGAUAUUUCCAGAUUUAAUUUUUGCACUUUAGUAAUACAGAUACUCAACUUCUAAGUGUACGAUGAAAGGGAAAAAAUAAACCCCGGCUUGUCAACCCAUCCGCCCCUGGAAAUUUUGCCGAAAAACGCGUUUUGAAGCUAGUCGAAUGGUUUUCUGGUCACUGUCGCGCUACAAAGAGCUAAAACUUGCCACAAAGCCGUUUACAGGUCGUACACUUCGCGGCCUUCUAAUCCAGAUGCAAAAUAUUAGCUUGCGAAGUUCGGGCAUGCGCAGAAAGCAAAAUUUCGCUUUCUCUCCUCCCCUCUUUUUUCGCUUUUUUUGCCUCAUUUUUUUUUUCUUGCUGGGCAUUUAGUAGGCUUCAUUUUGGUGGGAAAAGUUGUUAGGAAAGCUUUUAGGAUCCUAGGAUUAGAUGAAAGGAAAGGUAGGUGGGAAGUGGAACAAGACUUUCAUGGAAAUUUUCAGUUCAAUGUUACGUGGUGUCCUUGACUGAAUUGUGCUCAUUCUGGUAUGGUUUGGAAGAUCACUUCACUCUGAGCAAGUUAGCGGACAACGUUAUCCGUCACAAUCAAAACUGAUGACGUCACAAGUGGUAGAAAGGACGUGGAUCUGCACGGACCAUUAUGGGUGGCUCAGGGGCAAACUGGUUAAACAUCUUUAUUGAAAAUGAAUAAAAGUGUUUCGUUUCGAAAGAAACUGUGGUUCUCCGUUGGUGAAGUAGUUAGUACAAGUGUUGGACAUUUCUAUCGCCGCUGUUUGACUAAUGAAUGAAAAUAUCAGAUAGAAAUGUUUUCCGGUAUUUGAAAGGUUUUGUGUUUUGUGACGAGCCAAAAUCGAGGUGGUCUAGCAACAUGUCGUCGGAAAUAUCUGACCAUUCCGUAGGGGCUUAAUACACUCGACCAUGACUUGACUAAGCUCGUUCAGACCGAACAGGCGCGUUAACACAAGAAUACACGAGAAACUCGCUCAUCUUAUUCUACUUGACAUUGUAGGUAUCAACAUUUUUAUAGAGUAUUUAUGCUAUUUUCGCUGUACUGUUGUUAUGUGACAGGUUCAUCCAGAUGAAGUGCAGCUUCUUGUGGCUGUAGUUAACUAUAAAACUAAACUAGUUAAACCAAGGAGAGGCCUUUGUUCAACGUGGUUAGCUUCUCUAGAUUGCUGCAACAAGGACAUACGCGUUCCCGUCUGGAUCAAGAAAGGCACAAUAUCAUUCCCUAAGGCUUUAGAUGCACCUUGUCUUAUGAUUGGUCCAGGUACUUGCAAUAUCACGAUCUAAAUAGAGCACUAUCCUUCGAGCACAACACUAUUAUUUACUUUACAGGCCCAAAGGCUGGCAGGGGCUGGUUCGGGUAAGGGUAGGUUUGGGUUCCGACCAACCCCUGCCCUUCCUGUCUCAGAGGGUAAAAACAUCAAACAGACGUUCUUACAGAGAAUUGGUAGAGUUGUUGUGAACUAUACACUGAUCAUAGAUCUUAUUUAAUUUUGAAGUUUUGUUUUCAUGUAAGAAUUGAUUGUAAGGCGCAUUUAAAACUUGAACUGUACAAAAAAGUAAUUUAUUAAAAUGCUUAAUGAUAAAAAUUAGUUUUUAAAACAGCAGCAAUCAAAUAGAAUGCGUCACUACCCAGUCCAAACUCAAUUUGAGACGAUACAUUUGACAGUGUUGCCUACAGAAAUAGGACAAUAUUUCAAUUUAGGUUUUCCUUAACAAAAUAUGGUGUGCCAUGUGGGAUUUUAGAGGAACGCCAAGAAUUUUGAUAUAGAUAAUUUUUACCUUGUUUUAAUACUUUAUUUUUGGUUUCGUUUAGGUACUGGAUGUGCGCCAUUUAGGGGUUUUAUCGAAGAAAGAGUAUCACAGUCUGCCGGGUGUAAGAUGUUAUUUGACAAAGUCUGGUCCUUGAUUACUGAAAUCCAUUAACGAUUACCGAGCGAUAUGAUCAUUUUUCCCCCUUUUCCAGGUUGUGUGCUGUUCUUUGGCUGUAGAAAUAGCAAAAAAGACUUCUUUUUCAAAGAGGAAUGGCAGCAACUUGUUGAAAAUGGAAAAUUACAGUUGUUUACGGCUUUCUCAAGAGACCAGGUUAGAAACAAAGGAAAAACAAAUGCCAUUACAGUCCAAUAUUAUAAUCUCUGUCGCAUCAAUGCAGUGCUAAAGAGUUCAGUUGUUGCUAAAACUUGACAUUGAAAAGGGAGUAUAUGAAAGCAACGCUUUAAGAAAAUUUGUUCAUUUAUCUCAAAUGAAAUCAGCUGUAUCUGUUCGCAUAGUCAUCAAAACACAGAUGCGCCCUUUUUUCGUUUAUCUGUUCUAAACCGAAAUUUUUGGUUUAAGGUGGCUCGACUGGAUUUUUUGGGGUUGAUACCUCCCAACAUUGAGCAUUAACUACAUCGGCAUGAGUAAAGAUAUGGAAAAAUUGUUACCACAACUGUAUUAUAUAAAGAUGAAAAUUUCUUAUGAUCUGGGUUUUAUUGCAAUCGGAGUCGCCAUGGCAACGUAAUGACGCCAUUACGUUUUUCAUUUAUCUUUGUGUUUCUCUGUUCCAGGAGUUUUUUGAAGAAAUCGCUUUAGGGAGUAUGUACCUGCUAUAAUUGCCUCCAUUAUGGCGUAGUUUGAACAAAUUCUAUGAGAGCGUUUUCGAAAUAUUUUGAAAUGUAGUUUUAAGAAUAAUAAAAACGGUGAAAUAGCAUGCUACCUACACAAUUCGCUAAUAUUUUAAGAAAAUGAUAAGCUUUGGAAACGAGGCUUCAUCUCAUAGCGGUUUGAUUCCAUUGAAAACUGUAUACGAAAUAAGAGGGGAAUUGCUCUGGGCGAUCGCGAGUAAGAAGAAUUUUAUUAACUUGCAUUCGGCUGCUUUUGAUACAGUUUUUGGACGUAAUUUGGUCCAUGCCUAAAAAUUUCGCAUUUUUCCAAAAACCGCUCGAUAAAUUUUUCUAUAAAUUCGACAAUCCCGAGAUCAAUUGUCAAGAAAUAUUCCCUGCAAGUUUCAAGAACAUUGAAAACAGGGAAGGCUUUUAAAUAGGGUCUCAAAUAUAGCCAAUUUUUUCCCCAGAUUUUGUGUUUACAAGUGAGCGUCCUCAUUAUUCACUGGCAUUGUUUUCAAGUUUCAUAUACACGUGCACAUUUAGCAAAAAGAUAGAAUUUGCAUCAAAAAGGACCCUCGGUUAAAUCUCCGGGAUAUGCUAAUUACCGGGUAAAGAGAUUAAUGAUAUAUUAUAACAUCAGAGCAACUCUUUGUGAGAGUUUCUGUGAUGUUAUAACCCGAGUAAGAUAAUUAAGUAUUCCAUCCUACACGAUGAGCCGUGACGUUCACCGUUUCGGCUCUCACUGCUGUCUGUGACGACAAGCCAAUUAUUAGCAUACUCCAGAUAUUUCUUCGAAAGUAAUGGAGAGUUCUUUUUGAUGCAAAUUUAUAACUUUUGCUAGUUGUGCACGUGCAUAUGAAACUUGAAAACAAUGUCAGUGAAUAAUGAGGGCGCUCACUUGUAAACACAAGAUCUAGGGGGAAUAUUGGUUAUAUUUGAGGCCCUAUUUAAAAGCCUUCCUUAUUUUCAAUGUUCUUGAAACUUGCAGGGAAUAUUUCUUGACAAUUGAUCUCGGGAUUGUCGAAUUUAUAAAAAAAUUUAUCGAGCGGUUUUUGGAAAAAUGCGAAAUUUUUAGGCAUGGACCAAAUUACGUCCAAAAACUGUAUCAAAAGCAGCCGAAUGCAAGUUAAUAGAAUUCUUCUUAAUCCCGAUCGCCCAGAGCAAUUCCCCUCUUUUUUUGUAUGCAGUUUUCAAUGGAAUCAAACCACUACGAGAUGAAGCCUCGUUUCCAAAGCUUAUCAUUUUCUUAAAAUAUUAGCGAAUUGUGUAGGUAGCAUGCUAUUUCACUGUUUUUAUUAUUCUUAAAACUACAUUUCAAAAUAUUUCGAAAACGCUCUCAUAGAAUUUGUUCAAACUACGCCAUAAUGGAGGCAAUUAUAGCAGGUACAUACUCCCUAAAGCGAUUUCUUCAAAAAACUCCUGGAACAGAGAAACACAAAGAUAAAUGAAAAACGUAAUGGCGUCAUUACGUUGCCAUGGCGACUCCGAUUGCAAUAAAACCCAGAUCAUAAGAAAUUUUCUUCUUUAUAUAAUACAGUUGUGGUAACAAUUUUUCCAUAUCUUUACUCAUGCCGAUGUAGUUAAUGCUCAAAGUUGGGAGGUAUCAACCCCAAAAAAUCCAGUCGAGCCACCUUAAGUUUUACGAUCUCUCCAUGUACAGUACACCUUCUAUGUUAGAGCGAUUGUCGUAUGACCUUGAAAAAUGGUUUCGGUUUGUUUUAUCAGCCAAUAAAUGAAAAGAUCAAAACAAGGCCUCUUCGUUUUCCCGCCAAAGAAACCCCAAUAUGGAGAAGGCAUUGUUCGAUUGGCCAAUCGUGUUGCAGUAUGACGUCAAAGCGAAGUGUCGGUUGAUGUCUAGAAAGUUCUCGGGCAUGAAUUUUUUUCACCCGAGCAAUCGCUGAACCAACCAAAUGCCACGCGCGUUUGUAUCCGUUCGAUAAACCAAUAAAAUCGCAUUAUUUCCGUGCGUUUGUUGUUUCUGUUUUGUUCGCGCGUUUUCAUUAAAAUGUCAUACAAAAAUCGCUCUAACGUUAGUAACAUAGCGUGUUAAUAUUGUUUGACGCUUAACAGGAAGACAAGAUUUAUGUUCAGCAUCGGUUACUAGAGAACAGCUCUCUUGUCUGGGAUCUUUUAGCUCACAAACAAGGAUGGUGUUACAUAGCAGGGUAUGUAAAGUACUUUGUCAAUAGUAGGAGACUUGAACCUUUCAGUUGGGUCGACAAAAAAGUUAUCCCUGGACAGGUAUGAGAUUGGACCCGGGUACAACAGUCCUGAGAUAGUUUUCCCGAUGAUCAGUUUCAUGGCUUGAAUCAAUUUUACGGUUGGCGUCUAUUUUUGCUUUAACAAAACCCGUUUUUGGCCGGACAUUCAAAUCCCUCUCUCCCCCACCCCCACCCUCCCUCCUCCGCUCGUGAUGUAAGUAUAUGUACCAAGCCCUUAUUGUAAAUGAAGCAUUAUCUAAAAUCGGAAGUUCUGAAUUUCAAUUUCCAUUAGAGCCUAAAUGACCGGAUAAAGGGUCUGGUCAUCCAAGGAUGCGACCAGACAUUGUCCGUUGAAUGGCCGCCCUUUGACGCCCUUGGUGUGUCGUGUAGCCAUUAGAAAGGUUUUGGAAUAUUUUUUCUUUAUUCUUCAAUCAUAGAAACUCGCAACGAAUGCCUGCAGAUGUUACAGAAGCCCUUCUUGAAAUAUUCAUGAAGGAAGGGACAAUGGAUGCAACAGCAGCCGAAGAAUUUCUCAAAACGUUAGAAAGAACAAGACAUUUUCAAAGCGAGACAUGGGCGUAGUAAAAGGGGGAAAGAAAACAACAAGAUUAAAUUUAUCAAAAC